UCAUAGAGUCCUAGUAUUGCACUGCACCAGACGUUUUUCUGAGAUAAAACCAUAUAAAAAAAACUAUCGAUGUUGCAGCCCUAUAAUAAUUAUAAAAAUUCCAUCACCGAGCACAAUCGAAGCCUCUCUUUUUUGACCAACAAAUUCAAAUUUUAUCAUAAUUUUCCAAAAAAAGUCGGAAACAUUCCACCAUCACACAAAUAGUUUGCUACAACAUUGAUAUUAAUUUUGGUAAAAAUUAUCCCCAUCGGAAGGCGUACGUUAAUUCAUCACAAUGGCACCCACACCACCAAAAUCGAAUCCGUCGUUGCCGGCGGUGGUGAGCAAAAGUCCGCGGGCGGAGCUAUCAUUCACAAUUCAGUUUCUGUCGGGAAGGGCCGUGGUGAUGGUGGAGUGCCCGGGGUAUGACACGGAGCUGUUCAUACCGCAGAUUGUCAAAGACCGGAUCACCCUCCAAAACAUUAUGCUGAAUAGAUGGUGCUGCAGUGAGUCCAGCUUGACCACAUACCCGACCGUUCAACCUGUGAGCAGUCCGCCGGUGCGAGCACCGAAGAGGAUGAUUUCGUCUACACUACCACCACCACGAGGUGAAGGCUUUGCUGGCAAGACAAAAGCGUUUAGAUCGGGUAAACAAAAAGCCAAUGAAAUGGAUGAAGCGCACGUGAUUUAUUGCCGCUGAUUUGUCUACGUUUUCAAAAUGUACUGUUCGCCCUUCAAGUCAAUUGCAAUAUGUCUUAGGGUGUAGCAGCGUAUUAAAUGUCCCUUUCAUGAAGAAACAUUCUUUUUAGUCCUACUUAGUCGUAGUUAGCCCUACUAUAUGUACAAAUCUACCUAAAGAUAAUAAAUUUAAAUAAUUAUAAU
Molecule: messenger RNA, 861 nt
Organism: Drosophila miranda
Lineage: Eukaryota; Metazoa; Arthropoda; Insecta; Diptera; Drosophilidae
Exons: 2
Coding region: 275-679 (134 amino acids)
Source: RefSeq, a predicted model, not a curated record